Molecule: messenger RNA, 713 nt
Organism: Drosophila persimilis
Lineage: Eukaryota; Metazoa; Arthropoda; Insecta; Diptera; Drosophilidae
Exons: 1
Coding region: 63-548 (161 amino acids)
Source: RefSeq, a predicted model, not a curated record
GUGUGUGUAUACCAAAUUUUUUUCUUGAAUCACCUGAAUAUACAAAUUGAAAAAGUAUCAAAAUGGUUGCAUACUACGACGAAUGCGACGCUGCAGAAAAUCCCAAAACAUUAACAGAUUGGGUGCGUAAUUUUCGUUUAAAACGCGUCCAAAUGCGUCGCAAAUUAAGAGGUGCUGGCAGCGACCUGCGCGUGAACGCCAUUUUGUCUACGGCUCUACUCCACGCCGAGCACGAACUGCGUAGAAAGCAGCAGGAAAGAUUUAGUCGCUGGCUAGAUAUCCAAACCAAGUUUGUGCCACAUGGUAAAACGCAUUGUGGUAGUGACGCUGAAGCUGAAGCCAAUGCCAAAAUAGGGGCAGAAGCAGAAGAGUGCGAACGACGCGAAAUCGAAAAUAAUUUGUGGAGGGGUGAGCUAAGUGGCCUCGACAAUUUUAUGCGCAGCCUUAGUAGCACCAGCCACAACGCCAGCAACAACGGAACCCGUAGCAGCAGCUACAUGAAAAACAACAACCAACACAACUGCGCUGCCAUUGCCGUGAGCAGUUAGAAAGAGACAAAUAUAGUCGGCCAUGUUUUGUGUGUAUACAUGAAAUGGAAGAGGAGAACAGCACCAUGUUCGAGAUUCAUCUGUCGAAAUAUUUUUUCCUCUGUCGCUUUAGAUAUAUUUGUUCAUUUGUUAAAUUAGUUUUAUUACGACAACCCAAUUUCUCAU